AUGGAAUUCCUCCAACAAUUGGAAAUCUCCGAAGCAACAUUCGUGAUGGCAUCCAAUUCGAAGACAUACAUUUUCGGAGGUGACCAGCCGUGGUCCCCGCACGACUGGACCGCGUCUGACGAUCGCGUCCGCGGAGGCGCAUCCCACUCCUAUCUUGAAUGUGACCCUCCCUCCAAUGCAGCUCGCUUUCAUGGUCAUCUCGAUAUUCACGCCUUAGGUGGAGCUGGAUUUGCUUCGCAGCGCACCACAGGCGACAGAAUGUGGGAUUUGACCGGCAACGACGGGUUGGAAUUGGACAUCAGGCAGUCCGACGGGAAAAAGUACACCCUCACGCUGAAAGACACUGUGCUGCCUAAACGACCCGAUGGGAGAGAGCAAAGCACCAUCAAUUGGGAAUAUGAUUUCCAUGCGACGGACAAAGGGCCCUUUGUCAUUCGAUGGAAAGACUUUCGCGCCACUUACCGGGGUAAGGACAAAGAAGACGCUCCUCCCUUGGACCGGAGCUCUAUCAAGCGAAUCAGCAUCAUGAUGCGGAGUUUCUUUGGGACCCAGGAGGGUGACUUUAGCUUGGAGAUUGCCUCCAUUGCUGCUAUUCAGACGGAAAAUUGAUAUUAUGGAACCCCCUGCGGUCCAGGCCUGAGGCAAAUAAUUUGAACACAAUG
Aspergillus steynii IBT 23096 is the source of this 662-nucleotide messenger RNA. Its product is annotated as CIA30 family protein. The transcript is spliced from 3 exons. NCBI's taxonomy places the organism in Eukaryota, Fungi, Ascomycota, Eurotiomycetes, Eurotiales, Aspergillaceae. Bases 1 to 609 code for a protein of 202 amino acids. Gene Ontology annotation, biological process: NADH dehydrogenase complex assembly. The record is from RefSeq and is a predicted model, not a curated record.